Molecule: messenger RNA, 843 nt
Organism: Saccharomyces mikatae IFO 1815
Lineage: Eukaryota; Fungi; Ascomycota; Saccharomycetes; Saccharomycetales; Saccharomycetaceae
Gene: PRP21
Product: Prp21p
Exons: 1
Coding region: 1-843 (280 amino acids)
Biological process (GO): regulation of alternative mRNA splicing, via spliceosome; mRNA cis splicing, via spliceosome
Cellular component (GO): catalytic step 2 spliceosome; U2 snRNP; U2-type prespliceosome
Molecular function (GO): RNA binding
Source: RefSeq, a predicted model, not a curated record
AUGGAACCACAAGAUCCGCAGCUGAAGGAGGACAUCAGAACCACGGUAAGUUACAUAAAGCAACAUGGUGUUGAUUUUGAGAAUAAACUACUAGAAGAUGAGAAAUUCUCAUUCAUUAAGAGAGAUGACCCCUUUCAUGAAUACUAUGUUAAAAUCUUGAACGAAGCAACAACUGAUAUCAGCAAUAAGGACGAUGUGGGGAAAAAAGAUCGGGAGAUAGUGAAACCACAAGAUUUUUUGUUCUCCCAGUAUGAUACUGGAAUAUCCCGAAAAGAUAUGGAAAUAAUCAAGCUGACAGCACGUUACUAUGCCAAAGGUGGAAACAUUCUUGAACACAUAGCUUCAAAGUAUGGUAAGGACAGAUUAAGCUUUGUAAACAGUUCACAUCCGUUACAUAAGACUUUUGCUGAUUUCGUCGCUCAAUACAAGCAGAUAAAUUCCUUUAAUGGUCAAGAAUUAAAAAAAAGCAAAAGGGAUAUCGUUGAUGAGUGUUUUACUAGAGCACAGUAUUUGGAAUUUGCCGAAGAUCAAGAUCAAGAGUACGAUAAACUCGUGGAAUUAUGUAAAAUACAAUUUGCGGCUAUCCCAUGGGAUAAAUUUACCCAAGUGGCAAAAUUCUCUAUUCCUGAGGACACAAAUGAUUUACCAGAUGCUCUAGAUUUAUCGCAGAUGAGGCUGCGAAGGGUACAACCUGAUAUUACGAUAUUUGACAAUAUUGGGCCUGCAAAAGAAGAAGAAAGGCAUUCACCUGACCAAGCCAAGCCAAAAGGAGGGAUUUCUAAGGGUAAAAAACGUAAGAUAAGAGCAGCUGGAGAGACCAGACUAAAGAAAGGCAAGAUAUAA